Messenger RNA from Gongylonema pulchrum, 680 nucleotides. NCBI's taxonomy places the organism in Eukaryota, Metazoa, Nematoda, Chromadorea, Rhabditida, Gongylonematidae. The record is from the annotation of a GenBank genome assembly.
CUGCAAACGAAAGAAUCAGAAGUCGGUGAAGUACGAAUACGAGGUAAAUCGAAAGCUUCCACAGUUGGCAAUGAGAGUGCGAAGAAGAAAGUGACAGUUACGUUGAAUGAUUGUUUAGCAUGCAGUGGCUGCAUUACAAGCGCCGAAACAGUACUCAUCAAAGAGCAAUCAAAGCCGAAAUUUUUGGAAGGUCUGAAGCAUGCGAAGUUAUCUGUUUUAACAAUUUCGCCUCAGUCGAUUGCAUCGAUUGCAUACAGACGUGGCAUUCACUGGUCGGAGACAGCGAAACUGAUUGCAAGGAUAUUCAAGUCGCUGGGAGUGCAUUAUGUGGUGGAUUCGAGCUUCGGACGACUCUUAACACUGUCACUUUCAUACGAAGAGUUUAAGCGGCUACCACCAGAAAAACAACCAAUUUUCAGCGGAAUUUGUCCAGGAUUCGUGUGUUAUGCCGAAAAAACUCAUGGCACUUUGCUAGUCCCGCACAUCAGCUGUGUACGAUCUCCACAAGCGAUGAUGGGUGCUCUUGUCAAAGAUUAUCUGGCAAGGAAGCUCGAUAUAAAACCUGAGGACAUUUUCCAUGCCGCCGUUAUGCCAUGUUUCGAUAAGAAGCUCGAAGCUUCCCGGCCCGAUUUUGGAACGAACUAUCGUGAAGUUGAUUGUGUCUUGAGCACAAGUUAGUC